This is a messenger RNA of Amphiprion ocellaris (clown anemonefish), 4052 nucleotides long. RefSeq names its product ring finger protein 34b (gene rnf34b). Bases 137 to 1393 code for a protein of 418 amino acids. Gene Ontology annotation, biological process: negative regulation of extrinsic apoptotic signaling pathway via death domain receptors; proteasome-mediated ubiquitin-dependent protein catabolic process; protein K48-linked ubiquitination. The transcript is spliced from 8 exons. Gene Ontology annotation, molecular function: ubiquitin protein ligase activity. NCBI's taxonomy places the organism in Eukaryota, Metazoa, Chordata, Actinopteri, Pomacentridae. Gene Ontology annotation, cellular component: plasma membrane; cytoplasm. The record is from RefSeq and is a predicted model, not a curated record.
CUUGGCCAUUACGUUAUGCUUACUCCACACACACUGGCAGCUGGAGAGAGGGAAGACGUAAUGGUUUGAUUCCCUGUGCACUUGCAAUGGUCGUCGUCCUGACAUUACUCGGCAGAUUCCUCGAACGGGAGGUGCAAUGAAGGCGGGGGCAUCGUCCAUGUGGGCGUCAUGCUGUGGGCUGCUGAACGAGGUGAUGGGUACGGGCACGGUGAGGGCGCAGCAGCCGGGGUUUGGAGCGGGGGCAGGGCCCUUCCGCUUUGCCCCCAGCGCUGGGUACUCCACCUACCCCCCCACCAGCUCAGGGAGCGCCGGGCAGCUGUGCAAGGCCUGUGGACUGGCCUUCUCCGUCUUCAGACGCAAGCACAUCUGCUGCGACUGUAAGAAGAGCUUCUGCGCCCUGUGCUCAGUGCUGCAGGAGAACUUGCGCUGCUGCACGACCUGCCACCUGCUGCGAGGCACGGCCUUCCAGCGGCCUCGGCUCAUGCAGCUCCGAGUGAAAGACCUGCGCCAGUACCUGCUGCUGCGCAACAUCCCCACCGACACGUGCAGGGAGAAGGAGGACCUGGUGGACCUGGUGCUCUGCCAUCAGGGGACGAGGGAGACCCCGACGGCGGUGGUGGAGGAGGACGAAGAGGAGGAGGAGGAGGAGGAGGAAGAGGAGGAGGAAGAAGAAGAAGACGCACAUGAGGAGGAGGAGGAGGAGGAAGAGGAGGAGGAAGGUGAAGGGGGAGAUGACACUGACAGUCUGCACUCGCUUCCCCACUCACGUGCCGCCUCGCCUCCUUCUGCCACGCGCUCCACCUCUGAACAGUCGGUCCUGUCCGCCUCUCAGGGAGACGUGCUCAGCCCAAGUGACAGCUCAGGGACCACCAGCCAGGAGCAUGAGGAUACUCCAACAGCGUCCCUCUUGAACCUGGAGCCCACUGAAAACAUCAUAGAGGUCAGUCCGGCGACUCAGAGGAGGAUCAGAGCCUCGCUGUCUGAUCUCGACAAUGAAGAGGCGAUAGAAAACCUCUCCGUCCGCCAGCUCAAAGAGAUCCUCGCCAGAAACUUUGUCAAUUACUCUGGCUGCUGCGAGAAGUGGGAGCUGCUGGAGCGAGUGCACCGGCUCUACAGAGAAAACGAGCAGAACAGGAAAUCCAUGGAAAACGUGAGCAUAACUGCAGUGGUUGCAUAUCCUCCACCUCUCUGCAACAGUGGAGUUGGAGAUGGUGUCAAAGCUCAGCUGGCGGCCGACGAAAACCUGUGUCGCAUCUGCAUGGAUGCCAUCAUUGACUGUGUGUUACUGGAAUGUGGCCACAUGGUGACCUGCACCAAAUGUGGCAAGAGGAUGAGCGAGUGCCCCAUCUGCAGGCAGUACGUAGUACGGGCCGUGCAUGUCUUCAAGUCUUAAAACUUUGUGUGUGCGUGUAAAGAGCGGCCCUCGGACGUGCGCGUGGCCCCAGCCCUGAAUUUAUCACUGAGGAUGAACUGCUGUGCAUGAUGUCUCACAGGGUCUAAUGCUGCAGCAGGCGUGAGCAACUUCCCGGUCUCUCGAACCAGACUGUUGCCUCCGGCCUACCACGGUUUGCCCCUUACUAACUCAUAUCCCACUUCUCCUGCCCUGGUGGACCGUCGUCAGCUGCACCAGGACACUCACUCUUUCUCUCUUUGGUCUGUUAGACACACAGCGGAAACCCCUGCCAUCACUUUCUCCUCUCCGUUCUGUUUAGGUUCUACUCACAGGAGAGAACAGGAGGGGUUGGGCGUGUGGAUACUUGAAGCUGGAUCGGCUUGUUGUUUGUGAAGAGAAAUGGCUGAAUGAAAAAAUAUAAGAUUCCAGGGUUAGAGUCGAUAUGGUUUACACAGUCAUGCCACAUGACGACGUGUUAUUUCCCUCAGUGUUCUUUAGGAUGUGCAAUAUCAGAUUUUAAAAAAAGUAAAACAACAGAUGUGUUUUCAGAAAGGCCGAAACACGCACCGAGUCAUCUCGUCUCGCACACAGGAGGAGUGUGUAGGGUGCCAAAAAUCAUGCCUUCAGUGGAUAUUUGGUUACAGCAUCUCAUUACCAGCAAGCUUGGUGUGACAGUUUACUCCCCCCCCCCCCUUCUCUUUCUGGAAUAAACUUAAGGAGAUAAAGUGUGGACAUCUAACCCAUUUAACACGUACUUACUGUGUGAAGGAUGUCAUUGUUCAUUUUCUCAUCCAAAACUUCUUAUGUUAGCUGCUUGGAUGCGCCACGUGCAGAUCCUGCUACGUCUAUGAUGUGAAAGUUUAUUCUGACACCAAAACACCUGAACUCAAGGCCCACUUAGAAGCAUUUUUCUGGAGCUUUUUAACCACAUUUCAGCCAGAUAGUUUACUUAUCUGUCAUGGAGCUGGUUCAGCGACAACAAUAAACCCUCCUACCUAAUGUUGUGCCACUAGACCUCUGAAGGUGUCCUGUCGUUUUAGACACCAAGACGUUAGCAGCUGAUCCAUUAAGUCUUGGAAGUUGAGAUGGAGCCUCCAUGGAUUUGGGGCAUUUGGAGGUCAAGUCAACACUUUGACCUCUUUGUAAAGUUCCUCAAACCAUCCAUUACAUUAGGGAGUUUUGGGGGUCUGCAGCAAUGUUUGGGUAGAUGGUUCGUGUCAAAGUAACGCCCCCAUAUGAAACCCAGGAACCAUGUUUUCCUAGCAUGACGUUGCCCAGAGCAUCACACUGCCGCUUCCCUCCGUACGUCUUGUGACUGUCUUUUCUUGACCAUGCACAUGAUGGAGCAGAAAACACGACUCAUUAGUCCAGGCCGCUUUUCUUCAGCCUGACGCAGCCCCAAACGUAGCAAGCUGCGAUGCCCUGUGUGUUCUGACAACCUCCUGUCUUAACGGUGUUGAGGUUUUCAGCAGUUUGUGCUGCAGUAGCUCCUCUUGUGGGUUUGAACCACACAGGCCAGCCUUCACUCUCCACUAGGGCUGUACGAUAUGCAAAAAAACCCUCGAGUCAUGAGCUUAGUGGGGAUAGUCAUUUUUGAAUUUCUUUUCUGCUGAAAACAAAAAAAAAUAUGUGAUUUAUGUUGCAGUUGUAGGCCAGUGCAUGUCUGUAGCACCACAAUCCUUGUAGAAUUUUACCUUCAUAAGACCUUACACUUGGCCAAAUUAAUAACAUUUCCAAUCACUGGUGAGCACUUCUCCAAACAGGUAACAGUGAGUCUUGAGCAUCCUACGUGACCUGUUGGUUUGGAGAUGGUUUGACCCAGUUGGCACUUGUUAAAGUCACUCAUAUCCUCAUUUAUUUCCAUUUUUCUGCUUUCAACACACCACCUUUAAGGACCAACUACUCACUUGCUCUCUUAUACAAGUUCAAUUAACGAGUAUGACUUCAUUCAUCAGUGGUUUUAAUGUUGUGGCUGAUGUGAACUGCCUGUCCUUCCACUGAGGAAGAAGAUAAGAAAGCUUCAGUAACAGCUACAAAGUGGACCUUGAGUUUGGAUAUUAUUUAUAUUUCAAAGACCCGACCCAUUCCUCUUUAAUUUUGAAUAACUUCCACCAAGCAAUACCAUUGGAUUUUUCAAGUCUACCAUGUGUUUGAUUGUGUUGUCCUUUAAUGUCAGAUCUUGGUAACAGGUGCUACUUCCUCUCUUUUUGAGUGUAACAUCUACGUCCUUUCCAUCACGUCGUCGAAAACGUCCUUCCAAAUAUCCAUCGCACAGCGACACGACAUGCAGAGGAAGCCGGAUUUACGUUAACCUGUUAUGCAAAUGACACACUUUCUUCUUGUCACGAGAUCCAGUGAACUCAGAUGUCAUUAAAAUAUCUGUGUGUACAGUAUGCCUGUGGUAUGUUUAAAAAAAAUAAUUGCUAUUGAAUCGCUGUUAGGUGAAUCACAUAGAUAGCUUCUAUUGUUGUUUACUGAUAAGUUAUUAAAUGUAUAUUUUUCCAUUUUACUUGGGAGACAUGAUUUAAAAAUUCUACUCAGUACGGAGGUUUAAGAAUAAAAAUAUACCGUUUUUUCAGAAUGUAUUUCUGCUGGUUUUGAGUUCCAUCAUGUCCCUCUCUCACCAUUAAAGUUGCGUCAGAGUCUUUGCUUUCUAGCA